This is a messenger RNA of Magnolia sinica, 1265 nucleotides long. RefSeq lists its product as uncharacterized. The record is from RefSeq and is a predicted model, not a curated record. NCBI's taxonomy places the organism in Eukaryota, Viridiplantae, Streptophyta, Magnoliopsida, Magnoliales, Magnoliaceae. Bases 63 to 1265 code for a protein of 400 amino acids. The transcript has 2 exons.
GUUUCAAUCUUUAACUUAUCUUACUAUAUAUUUAUUCUUUGAUUUUUAGAUCUAUUUGCGAAAUGGAUUCGGAUUCUGAGAUGGAUUUUCAUAUGAUGUCUACAAUGACUACGGCUUGUGCAUUAAUGACUAUUUGGCUUGAUAAAAACAAUAUGUUAGAAGAAUCACAAGAACAUCAACGAAAUUGGACAGGCGCACAGGCUGCGAAUGCGAUUAUUAAUGGACCGGGGCCAACAUGUUUUAACUACAUUCGUAUGCACAAAGACGCUUUCUUUAGCCUUCGUGAUAUGAUACAAGAAAAGAGUAACCUACGAGGCACAUUUGGCGUAUCACUGGAAGAAGAGUUAGUAAUUUUUCUUCAUAUAAUUAGCCAUAAUAUUAAGAACCGUGUCAUGCAACAUCAUUUUAACCAUUCUGGGGAAACAAUUAGUCGUCACUUUAACAGAAUGCUUAAUGCAGUUGUACUUUUACAACGCGAUAUUAUAAAACCACCUAGAAAUGGUGUACCACCCGAAAUAAUGAAUAGUACGAGAUUUUUCCCGUACUUUAAGGAUUGUGUUGGAGCCAUAGACUGCUCACAUAUUCCAGCGAUGAUCAGUAUAAAAGAGCAAGCCAAGUGGCGUAAUCGAAAGGGAUUUAUUUCCCAAAAUGUGUUAGCAAGCUGCUCUUUUGAUUUAACAUUUCAAUAUGUACUAGCGGGGUGGGAGGGAUCGGCUUCAGAUUCACGAAUACUGGCAGAUGCUCUUAACAAAUAUUACUUAGUAGAUGCUGGUUUUGCGAAUGCGCCGGGCUUUUUGGCACCAUUCCGUGGCGUUCGGUAUCAUCUAAAAGAAUUUAGGCAAGGUUGUCAACCUAGGACAAAGGAAGAGUUGUUUAAUCUUCGUCAUUCCUCAUUGCGGAAUGCUAUAGAACGCGCUUUUGGAGUAUUGAAGGCACGAUUUCCCAUAUUGAAGAUUGCUUCAGGCUAUCCUUUAAAUACACAAGUCAAUAUAGUCGCUGCAUGUUGUAUCCUACAUAAUCAUAUUAUCAAUGAAAAACGUGAUCAAGAGCUUGAUUUUGAAAAUAACAAUGAUAUUGGUAAUGGUGAAGAUGAAAGUGAGAUGCAUGAAGAUGAAGGUAAUGAGAGUAGUGAAGAUGAGAAUGAAUGCGACUUCCGAAAUGAAUCUGCGGCUGCUAGGAGGGAAAAACAAAGAUGGAGGGAAUUUCGACUUGGACUUGCGUCGGCUAUGUGGGAAUCAUAUAAGCUAGAACAAAACAUCAAUUAG